Messenger RNA from Rotaria socialis, 3780 nucleotides. The record is from the annotation of a GenBank genome assembly. NCBI's taxonomy places the organism in Eukaryota, Metazoa, Rotifera, Eurotatoria, Philodinida, Philodinidae.
AUGUUCAAUUUGCUAGGAGAUCAAGCAUUCGAAGAUUUGGUUACACGAGUUGAACAAUCACGUGUUGCAUAUCAUUCACAAGCAGAAGAUUUUCGUGAUCUCAAUGGCAGCCUUCAAACAUAUUUGAAAGAUAUUAAAAAAAUCGACGAUGAAAAUCGUCUAUUACAAGAUAAUAUCGAACAAAUACGCACAAAUUAUAUUCUAACAUUAGAUAAUCAUUUGAAACGUCUACCACAGGACUUUCGAGAGCAUAGUCAUGAAUUGACCGAAGCUCAUAUUGAACGUUAUAAAUCGAAAUCAAAGGCUCGACGUUUUAUAAAUGAACGUGAAGAACUUAAAAAAAGAAUAAAUUUUGUUUCGAGCAAUGAAAAAGAACAAACUAAACGUAUCAAUAAUUUACAGCGACAUCAAAAUUUAGUUCAAAAAGAAUUAAAAUCGUUAAAUGAACAAUUACAAAAUUUAUAUGUUUUUGUUGAAAAUGAAAAACAACAACAUCUAAAGGCCAUGAGUAAAGUCGAUGAUUUACAAAUUCAGCUCGAACAUAUUUGUAUUCAACGAUCAAAAACUGAAUUUGAAAUUCAAACUUUACGCGAAGAACUUAAAUUAAUGCAAACAUCAAAAGAAUUCCUAGACGAUGAACAUCAAAUGAUAUUAUCUACACAAGCCGAAGCUAAUGAAUAUCUGUUAUCAUGCUUAAAUGAAUCCAUAACGCGUAUAAGUGAAGACUUCAAUGAACUUAAUAAAGCACAAAUUAAACAAGUAGAGAAUGAAUACAAACAUAUGAUGACAGUUGCAGAAGAAAAUUUUCUUGCUAACGCAAACAAGAAUGAAACAAUGGAGAAUCAUCAACGUGCAGCUCAAAUUGAAUGUGAAAAACUUCAAGAUGAACAUCGAUGUAUGACACAAGAAUUAACCGUAGUUAGUGAUCAUAAUUUAGUUUUAACUGAACAAAUUCUUGCUAUGGAAGCGGAUUUAUAUUCAAUACGUGAUGAGCGCAUGAAAGAAUUAAUGAUUAAAGAUAAUGAAUUAGAACGCAGUAAAAUGGAAUUACAAAGUUUAAACGAAAAAUUAAAUCAUUUAGCGGAAUACGAUAGAAAUUUAAAAUUUGAAUUAACGCUUUAUCGAGGCGUUCUAGAAGGUGAAUAUCGACGAAAACAGCAGCAACUAAUGAACAAGCAAUAUCCGAUACGACCAACAACGUUAAGAACAACAGUAACGCAAAGUAAUAAAACUUCUUCGCUUUUAAACAAUCGAAAUGAAGUCGAAAUGGAUUUCGAAAAGACGAGUGCUGAACUUGAUCAAAUUCUAUCAACAAUGAGCAAGUUCAAGGAGGAAAAAAUUGAAUCGGAUCAUCAAGAAAGUUCAUUACAAGAAGAAACAAUAGAGCCUACAAAUUUUCCCUUACGAACGUCCAUUGAAAAAUUGGAAUCUCCUAUUAUUGUACCCGCUCCAUCAGAUCGAUCGUCACCAUCUACGCCGCAAGCCCGCUUUUCACCUACACAGUUCGACAAUCAACAAUCACCUGCUGAUGCUUGGCAAUCGCCAAGUUCAGCCGCAGGAGUUCAAGUCUAUUUAAUAACGGCAACAAAUGAGUCAACAUCAAUCGCCAAUGUACUGCCAUUUUUAACAGAAGUCUAUCGACCUCCUCCUGUACGUUUGGAAACUUCUCAACAAUUUCCAGAGGCUGCCGAAUCAUCAUUAGCAUCUGUGUUGACCGAUCAAGACAUAUCAUUGUGUGCCCAACUGUCUUCUCCGACUUCGGUUGAUGAACAAGAUCCCUCUGAAAAGAAUCCAUCGGCUGUAGCACAAUUCGAAGAUCAUGAAUCAAGCUCUACAUUGCUCAAAGAAGUUGAAGCACUAUCGAACAUUUCAAUGAUGAGCGAACAAAAAUUCUCAGAUACACAGAAAUCUCCGACAACAUCGAUAAAUACAACACUAUCAAAUGAUCAAUCACCUUCGAAAUCUUUAGAAAAGCAAGAAAUUAUACCCGAUUUCGAACAACCCGAACUCAUUGAAACAUCUCAACAGAAUGCAUCUAAUCAAUUAAAUAAUGAGAAACGAGCUUCUCCAAUUACAGAAGAACAGCCGAUUUCCUCAGAAAUUCAGCAAGAUUCAACGACUGAUGGCACUGUCGGCGAACAACCUUUUCGUGUAAUCUCCGAUGGAUAUGAAAUAGUAACGACUGAAUUGCCAAGUCUUAUAGCAGAAGAGGAUGAAAAUUCGAAUGCAUCAUUAAAUGAAACUAAUGAUAACCAUCAAUCGAGUGGUUCCACGGAACCAUUAACUAUCGAACAACACGACGUCCAUGAAGUCGAACAACAAGAAAUACUAUCGUUAAAUGCUCCUAGUACAUCACUAGAAGAAACUAAAGCAGAAGAACCAACUAGUUUUUCUGACCAACAUAAAAUUGAGGAGAAUAGUAAAAUUCAUUUUAUCUCCUCACCUGGUUAUUAUGGUACAACGAUAAAUAAUGAAGAAUUCAAUGAUCAACCAUUAUCCAAAACACUAUUAGACGAUGUUGAAAGUGAUAUUGUCAAUUCUACUAAAGAUGCUGAUUCGUCUUCUCUCAAAUCAGAAGACAAAAAGUCUCAAGAUUAUGAUGAAUCACAUCUCGAAGCUAUCAUUCAAGAUCUUCGUUAUGUCUAUUGUCAAUUUGCCAAUGAUGAAGAUUUACUUGAAAUCAAUGACGCUUUUCCCGAGAAGUUAAUUGAUCGUCUUGAAUUUGGUGAUAAUCUCAUACGAAUAUUAUUCGAUGGUCUUCUUAGAAAAUAUCUUGUACAACCAGCAAAAGAAGAAAUUCGUUCAAAAACACUCGAUUGGAUCGAAUUUCGUGAUAUACUAUUUCCUAUUCUAACGGGUCGUUAUACGGAAAAACAUAUUCGAAAAUUAUUCGAUUUAUUCGAUUUAAAAAAAGAUGGAUAUUUAUCAUUGGUUCAAAUUGUUGAAUUACUUGAACUGCUUCAAAUUAAUAAUACCGAUGAAUUUACAAGUAAUAUGAUGAAUAAAUUAAAUAAAAAUGAAAAUGACAAAACCAAUUCUGAUGAAUUAAUUGAAGCAAUCAAAGAAUCUGAUGAUGGAAAAACAAAUAUUCUUUCAGAAGAAAUUGAAAGUAAACCUUGGUAUAUGCGUCCUGUUGUCGACGAAGAAAAUCAUGAUAGUAAAUCGAUUUCAUUUGAAGUGCCGAAUUUUAUUUUUCCAAUUAAAAUCAAUGAUAAAGUUCUAGAAAUGAUUAACAAUGGAAUCAUGUUACUCGGACGAAUAUUCAAAAGAGUAGGCGCUGAUAUCGAGACAAAACAACUCGACAGUAAUAAACCAGCGUUAUCAAUGAAAUUAACAAAUGAAUUUAUACAUAAUAACGUACACAUAUCAAGCGAUGAUCUUGAAGCGUUUAUUGAAUUAUAUUUAAAUAGGAAAAGAAACUCCGAUGUUUUUAUUAAUUGGGUUGAAUUUCGAGAUCUGUGUUUACCAUUUGUUAUCGGUGGAAAUUUUGUAAAAGAAGAUAUAGAACGAUGGUUUGACGUUUUCGAUGACAAAGAACAACGAAUAAUUAUUCCGGAACAAGUUCUUCAUUUACUUCGACUCUUACAAGUACCGAAUCCAGACGAAAUCCUCAAAAAAAUGGUGGAACUUGCCGACGCAUAUACAAAUAAUAACGAUAAUUCAUGGACACAGGGAGAAUUGAUCUUCGCGUUGGAUAAUAUCGAUGAAAUGGCAGCACGAAUUCUGCCAAGUAACCAGCUCAUUCUAUCAUAUGAUCUCAACUGGUUUAAAAAGAUAUAA